AUGGCUCCUCGUAAACUCCAGAUCGCCGCCGCAGGCUUAGGCCGUAUGGGCCAUCGCCACGCGCUGAACUUCCUCAACCGCACGCCUCGCGCUCAGCUAGUCGCUGCUUUUUCGCCCGAUUCCAAAGAGCACGAAUGGGCGCGCGAACACCUCGAGCCACAUGGCGUGAAGCUGUAUUCCGAUUACGACGAGAUGCUGGAGCAGGAAGGCCUCGAUGCAGUCGUGAUCGGAACUGCGACGUUGGUGCAUGCGGAAGAAGCGAUCAAGGCGAUGCAGAAAAACCUACAUGUACUGUGCGAGAAACCGUUGAGUACAAGCGUCGAUGUGUGCAGACAGGUUGUGGAAGAAGCUAAAAAGAGGCCGCACUUGAAGGUCAUGUGUGGCUUUUCGCGCCGCUUCGAUGAUAGCUACCAAAACGCAUACGGCAAAGUUGCAGAUGGCCAGAUUGGACGACCGACUAUCCUCCGCUCGCAGACAUGCGAUAAGCACGAUCCGUCUGGAUUCUUCGUCGAAUAUGCGGCGUGGUCUGGAGGCGUCUUCGUCGACAUGUCUGUCCAUGACAUCGACCUGACCUUAUGGUUCUUCGGCAACCAGAUCGUGCCAAAGUCGACCAGCGCUCAUGGAUGCAUUGCUGUUCAGCCUGGUCUGGCGCAGCACAAGGACGUCGAUAACGCUGUCGGAAUCGUCGAGUUCUGGGGCGGGCAGAUCGCGUACUACUACUGCACACGCAUGAUGGCACACGGGCAGGAAGAUGUUACCGAAGUCAUUGGAACGGAAGGCAAGCUCAGCGUGAACCUCAUUCCCCAAAACGAUCUGGUGCGGAUAUACAGCGGGAAGGGCAUCACACAGGAGGUGCCAGCACACUACUAUGGGCGAUUCGAGAUGGCCUUCGUGAAAGAGGCUAACGACUUCGCUGCUGCGUGCCUCGACGACACGCCGUUGCCUAUGCCCAUUGAGAACGCGGUAAAGGCGGUUCAGAUCGGGAGUUGGCUGCAGGAGGCGUUGGUAACGGGCAAGCAGAUCCACUUCGACCAGAGCGGGAAGAGGCUGGAGAGGUCGAACUUGUAG
This is a messenger RNA of Didymosphaeria variabile, 1068 nucleotides long. RefSeq lists its product as uncharacterized. The transcript has 3 exons. Gene Ontology annotation, molecular function: oxidoreductase activity; nucleotide binding. The record is from RefSeq and is a predicted model, not a curated record. Gene Ontology annotation, cellular component: cytoplasm. Lineage: Eukaryota; Fungi; Ascomycota; Dothideomycetes; Pleosporales; Didymosphaeriaceae. Bases 1 to 1068 code for a protein of 355 amino acids. Gene Ontology annotation, biological process: NADPH regeneration.